CUUGUUACAGUGGAAGCAAAGUCACUUGAGGAUAAAACCCGUGCACUUGAGGAUAAAACUCAUGCACUUGAAGAAAGAUAUUCUCAAUCUACACAAAAAUAUCGAUACCAAAAAUCAACAGAUUAUACAGACAAUCAAGCUUACUCGCGUAGAUUAUCAGUUAGAAAAGCUCAUCUUGACAAUGCAUUAAAAUUAAAAGAACAAGGAAUAGUCGUUGCGGGUGGUGGUAAAAUGGUUGGUAGCUUGAUAAUAUAUGAAGCUGAAUCUGAAGAAUUUGUUAGAAAUCUGGUUAAAGUUGACCCUUAUGUUAUUGGCAAAGUUUGGGAGAAAUAUGAAAUAUGGCCUUUUAAAAUGGCAUUGAAAAGUUAA
Molecule: messenger RNA, 369 nt
Organism: Entrophospora sp. SA101
Lineage: Eukaryota; Fungi; Glomeromycota; Glomeromycetes; Entrophosporales; Entrophosporaceae
Source: the annotation of a GenBank genome assembly